Molecule: messenger RNA, 1379 nt
Organism: Cariama cristata (Red-legged seriema)
Lineage: Eukaryota; Metazoa; Chordata; Aves; Cariamiformes; Cariamidae
Gene: UBE2D1
Product: ubiquitin-conjugating enzyme E2D 1
Exons: 7
Coding region: 169-543 (124 amino acids)
Biological process (GO): ubiquitin-dependent protein catabolic process; protein polyubiquitination
Cellular component (GO): nucleus
Molecular function (GO): ubiquitin conjugating enzyme activity
Source: RefSeq, a predicted model, not a curated record
UACAGGAACUAAGUGAUCUGCAGCGAGACCCACCGGCCCACUGUUCUGCUGGACCUGUGGGAGAUGACUUGUUUCAUUGGCAAGCAACAAUUAUGGGACCUAUUUGUACAGGUCACAAAGAUGUUGUGUGUUUUAAAACUCCCUGAUGUCAUCAUGAUCAACUGAAUUAUGUUGGAAAAUCCUACUCUUUGCACCUGCAAAGAGAAACCACUUCUUAAGCCUGAUAGUGCAUAUCAAGGGGGAGUAUUUUUUCUCACAGUACACUUUCCAACAGACUAUCCUUUCAAACCACCAAAGAUUGCUUUUACAACAAAAAUAUACCACCCAAACAUAAACAGUAAUGGGAGUAUUUGUCUUGAUAUCCUGAGGUCGCAAUGGUCACCAGCUCUGACUGUAUCGAAAGUUUUAUUGUCCAUAUGCUCCUUACUUUGUGAUCCUAAUCCAGAUGAUCCUUUAGUACCGGAUAUUGCACAGAUCUACAAGUCAGACAAGGAAAAAUACAACAGACAUGCGAGAGAAUGGACUCAGAAAUAUGCAAUGUAAACUUGUGAAGACUUUUUCAUAUACCACAGAGUACUGUAAAUUCUAGUUUUUUUCAAAAUUAGAAGGAAAUGGAGCACAGUUUACUGUUUCAAUGUAUUGUGAUGCCCCUCAAAUUUUUUUCACCCAUGUUAAGUGUGUUUCUGGAGCAAGGGAGAGCAAACUUCCAAAAAUAACCUUAUGACUGUGAUAAGAAUAUUUAUCCUCUUUGUAUGCUUUGCAGAAGACAUUUAUUAUGGUUUUUAAGAGUUGGACAUCUGCAUCUUCAAGACUAUGAGAUCCAUAAUGCAGUUGUAAAGCAACCAAAUUAUUUUUGCUGGAAAAAGUAGCUGGUUUUAUGUGAUGAAUACUGUAUGUGUGUCCUUAAAGUACAUUGUCUGUUUAUAAGUGUGUUCAAGUUUCAUUUUGCUAGUUCACUUCUAUAAUUUGUAUUUUUUUACUGUAUAGACUAAAUAUUUUAUUUGCCAUGUAAGUCAUUUCAUUUUAGACUUGCUUGUGCACAGUAUUGACAAGAUACAACUGCUAGUAAUUAAAAUAAUUGGAGUGUCCCACCCGUUAGGAUAUUCUAAAGACUGCAGAUUUCUGAAAACUUAAAAUUAUCUUUGCACUGUAAUUAUUUUGUAUGCUAAUUAUAGAGAAACACUUGUUUUUGAUUCUGUUGCAUACUUGACUUAAUUUUAUUGCAAUGUGAACUAAUUGCACUGCUAUGUAGAAAGAUAUGUAACUGUUUUGUUGCUAUUCACAACUGAUUUUUGACAUGUGGGCAACAUAACACUAUCACAGACCUUUUACAAAUUUAAAUGUAGCCUUUUCCGUAUAAAUAAAAUGCAUUUUCUACU